UCGACCACUUUGGCAGCCAAAGCCGUAGCGGCAAAAAGUCCUAGAAUAACGCAAGGGGCAUUUUGGGAAUAAAUGAGUCUCUCGAUUAAGAAAGAGACCGAGAUCCAGGGGCAUUUUCGGAUACGCAAAUAGUUUUUCUGCAUCUCUCUGUGAUCACUGCUCGCUUCCUCAUUAUUUGUUCAUUUAAUUUGUAGGUUUGGUGUGUAAGCGGAGAAGAGUGGAGCGCCCGAUUGCUUAGGCGUGGAAUUUUCGGACUCUGUUUGGCGAGAGAGAAAUAGAGGGAAAAAGAGAGAGAGAGAGAGGGGGAGAAAGAGAUGGCGAGGAGAGCGGACGAGGAGUACGAUUAUCUUUUCAAGGUAGUGUUGAUUGGAGAUUCGGGCGUUGGCAAAUCCAACCUUCUCUCCCGAUUCACCCGCAACGAGUUCUGUUUGGAAUCCAAGUCCACUAUCGGCGUUGAAUUCGCCACCCGCACCCUCCAGGUUGAGGGGAGGACUGUGAAAGCCCAGAUAUGGGACACAGCAGGUCAGGAGCGAUAUAGAGCAAUAACCAGUGCCUACUAUAGGGGUGCACUAGGAGCUCUUCUUGUGUAUGACGUUACAAAGCCUACAACAUUUGAGAAUGUGAGCCGGUGGCUGAAGGAGCUGAGGGAUCAUGCUGAUUCCAACAUCGUCAUCAUGCUUAUUGGAAACAAGACUGAUCUGAAGCAUCUCAGAGCAGUUGCCACAGAGGAUGCCCAAGGUUAUGCUGAGAAAGAAGGCCUCUCAUUUAUCGAAACAUCUGCACUUGAAGCGACAAAUGUUGAGAAGGCGUUUCAAACAAUUCUUGCAGAGAUAUACCGGAUCAUUAGUAAGAAGUCUCUUUCUUCUGAUGAGUCGGUCCCUGCAAACAUUAAGGAAGGGCAAACUAUUGUAGUUGGAGCAGCAGACACCAACACAAAGAAGCCCUGCUGCUCUUCAUCCUAAAGGUCAUCACAAUUCAUCUUAUUUUUCCUUUUGUUUAUCUUUUUUUCCCCUUCCUUUUUGAUCAGUUUAUUUUGUUUUGAAUCUAUCAUUUUUUGUUUAGAAAAAAAAAAUAUUGAGCCAUGUUUUGUUGUUUGUUGUGGAAAAUAUUGAGGUCUGUUUCGUUGUGUGCUUGCAUAUGGAAAUGUCGUUUUU
This is a messenger RNA of Malania oleifera, 1154 nucleotides long. RefSeq names its product ras-related protein RABA2a. Gene Ontology annotation, cellular component: endosome. Gene Ontology annotation, molecular function: GTPase activity; GTP binding. The record is from RefSeq and is a predicted model, not a curated record. The coding region runs from base 315 to 962 and encodes 215 amino acids. NCBI's taxonomy places the organism in Eukaryota, Viridiplantae, Streptophyta, Magnoliopsida, Santalales, Ximeniaceae. The transcript is spliced from 2 exons.